AUGGGGCUUCGCACACAAUAUCUGCUGUUGCUCUUCUUCUUUGGUUUAAUCGCGAAGGGUUUAAUCAAGUCUACUCUCGGAUCAAAUCUGUCGCUCGCAUUACUCGUGUGCGUGGGCAUCUACUAUUGGCGCAUUAAACAGAAGGAGAAAUGUGUUUACGACGACAUCGCCCGCCAGCAGGCCGAGGCUACCGCUAAGCUGGACGCUUUUCACGGCAUUGGCGACGGAAAGGUUACUGAGCUCAGCAUGGCAAUGCGCAGGACGUCUUUCAAACUCAGCGAGGCCGAUACAGGCAUCAUCACGGAUCGCGUCUGCAGGUACUCGAGUAAAUUGAGCGGUACUCGGAAAGACCGUCAGAAGUUUUUACGGAAAAAUUUGAAAGCAGAUACGGUUAAAAAUGAUCAGUUGAAGAGUUCUAUGCAGGUUGGGGCUGUGGAAGCCGAAAAAAAGAGGCUCUUAGUAGAACCAAUGCCAGCAGUCGAGAUAUAUGGAGAGAAUAAAAGGGAGAAGGCAAUAGACUCGAUUGUAGAAGAGGCUGUAGACGCUACAAUCUAA
Molecule: messenger RNA, 555 nt
Organism: Plasmopara halstedii
Lineage: Eukaryota; Oomycota; Peronosporomycetes; Peronosporales; Peronosporaceae
Exons: 3
Coding region: 1-555 (184 amino acids)
Source: RefSeq, a predicted model, not a curated record